Messenger RNA from Chrysochloris asiatica (Cape golden mole), 2172 nucleotides. RefSeq names its product G protein-coupled receptor 75 (gene GPR75). Gene Ontology annotation, molecular function: C-C chemokine receptor activity. Gene Ontology annotation, cellular component: membrane. Lineage: Eukaryota; Metazoa; Chordata; Mammalia; Afrosoricida; Chrysochloridae. Gene Ontology annotation, biological process: G protein-coupled receptor signaling pathway. The record is from RefSeq and is a predicted model, not a curated record. The coding region runs from base 331 to 1953 and encodes 540 amino acids. The transcript has 2 exons.
GGCCUGAGGGUCCUGGCGGGGGGCGGCGCCGCUCCGCGUCUUCGCGACUGCACCUCCGCGCCUCCGUCUCGUCUCGCCGCGGCUCCGGGGAUGCGCGGAGGCGUCGGCGAUGGCGAUGAUGCCUUUAGCCCAGCAUCGUCCCGGGCGGCGGGCGGAGCUGGGGUCCGGGCUACAAGAUGGAGGAGGAGGGGCGGCGCUGCGGCCACCGGGCAGGCUUAUCUGCCCUGGACCUCUUUUGACACAUACCUGCUCCUCCGUGAGUUGAGACCCAGACUCCCUUCCCACUGAGUAUUUUUGGGGAACAAAAAGAAGAGGUGGUUGUCUUUGAAGAUGAACUCAACAGAACACCUUCCGGAUGCUCCCAAUGCCACCUCACUCCGCGUGCCUCACUCACAGGGGGAAAACAGCACCUCUCUCCAGGAGGGCCUCCAGGACCUCAUCCACACAGCCACCUUGGUAACCUGUACUUUUCUCCUCAUCAUCAUCUUCUGUCUAGGCUCUUACGGCAACUUCAUUGUCUUCUUAUCCUUCUUUGAUCCAGCUUUCAGGAAAUUCAGAACCAACUUUGAUUUCAUGAUUCUGAACCUGUCUUUCUGUGACCUCUUUAUUUGCGGUGUGACUGCACCCAUGUUCACCUUUGUGCUGUUCCUCAGCUCAGCCAGGAAUAUUCCCGAUGCUUUCUGUUUCACCUUCCACCUCACCAGUUCGGGCUUUAUCAUCAUGUCCCUGAAGACAGUGGCAGUGAUUGCCCUGCACCGACUCCGCAUGGUGUUGGGGAAACAGCCCAAUCGCACAGCCUCUUUUCCCUGCACUUUGCUCCUCACUCUGCUUUUGUGGGCCACCAGUUUCACCCUUGCCACCGUGGCUACCCUGAAAACCAGCAAAUCCCACCUCUGCCUUCCCAUGUCCAGUUUGGUUGCUGGAGAAGGGAAAGCCAUCCUGUCUCUCUAUGUGAUUGACUUCACCUUCUGUGUUGCCGUGGUGUCCGUGUCUUACAUCAUGAUUGCUCAGACCCUGCGGAAGAAUGCUCAAGUCAGAAAGUGCCCCCCUGUGAUCACAGUUGAUGCUUCUAGACCACAGCCUUUCAUGGGGGUCCCUGUAAAGGGAGGAGGAGAUGCCAUCCAGUGUACCAUGCCAGCUCUAUACAGGAACCAGACUUACAACAAACUGCAUCACAUUCAGACCCAUGGAUACACCAAGAGUCCCAAACAGCUGCCAACUCCUGUAGCCAGCCGGCUCCAGCUGGUGUCAGCCGUCAAUCUCUCCACUGCCAAGGAUUCCAAAGCUGUGGUCACCUGUGUGAUCAUUGUGCUGUCGGUCCUGGUGUGCUGUCUUCCACUGGGGAUCUCCUUGGUGCAGGUGGUUCUGUCCAACAAUGGGAGCUUCAUCCUUUAUCAGUUUGAACUGUUUGGAUUUACCCUUAUAUUUUUCAAGUCAGGAUUAAACCCUUUUAUAUAUUCUCGAAACAGUGCAGGGCUGAGAAGGAAAGUGUUCUGGUGCCUCCAAUACAUAGGCCUGGGCUUUUUCUGCUGCAAACACAAGACCCGACUUCGAGCCAUGGGGAAAGGGAACCUCGAAGUCAACAGAAAUAAGUCCUCCCAUCAUGAAACAAAUUCUGCCUACAUGUUGUCUCCAAAACCUCAGAAGAAAUUCAUAGACCAGGCUUGUGGCCCAAGUCAUUCUAAGGAAAGUGUGGUUAGCCCAAAGAUCUCUGCUGGACAUCAACACUAUGGCCAGAGCAGCUCAACUCCCAUCAACACUCGGAUUGAACCUUACUACAGCAUCUAUAACAGCAGCCCUUCCCAGGAGGAGAGCAUUCCACGCAACUUACAGCCAGUGAACACCUUUGGAUUUGCCCAUUCUUACAUUGCCAUGCAUUAUCACACCACCAAUGAAUUAAUGCAAGACUAUGAUAGCACUUCAGCCAAGCAGAUUCCAGUCCCUUCCGUUUAAAGUCCUGGAAACUAGAGAAUCUAAUUUCAUUAAACUAGUCUUGUGUUUUUUUUAACUUUUGUGAGAUGAGUGGUAGAUCAAAACUUAAAAAUGCAGCUAAACCACAGGAAGUAACGAUUUUCUUUGGUCUGAAUUAUUCAUAUCUAUUGAUUUGCUUUGUAGUUCUUUUGACAUUUUAAGAUUUGAUGUAAAAAUUUAUUAUUUAGAUUUUUUACCCUG